UCUUGUCUCCACGCUGUCGUAAGUUGAAAAGUCUGACACUUUUAGCUUAGCUGUUUACUUUCGUUUUUCCACGGGUUUUUACUCACUAUGGAGGACUGGGACGCUGAGAUAAACGACUCAGAGACUUGCGGAACAAGUUUCCGACUCGGGUGCGAGCCAAGCUUUCAGGGAAGAGUCAGUGAAACUCAUCGCGGCCGUCAAACCCAAAGCAACGGUCCGGCCGCUGGCUUCGGUCUGGGAAGAGGUGGCGGCUGGGGAGGAGGCGCCCCGCCGACGAACCGCAAGGACGCCGCCGACAGCAGGAACCACGGCUUCGGCAGGGGGAAGUGGGGGAGCGACUCGGACAACUGGAGAGAACCGGGCGGCAGAGCGCCCAGCGCGCGGUCGAACCAGGGCGGUGGUUUCGGCGGCGGGCGCCGAGAGGCAGAUGGCGAUCGAGGCGUGGGGAGGGGGAGCCGCUUUGGCAACAGGGACGGGGGGAACUCUUGGGACCCCUGGGAUGACAGGAACGGGUCUUCACGGGAUGACGACCGCGGGGGAUUUGGUGGAAGUCGUGACAGGAGGGGGCCUGGGAGGGGAGGAGGGUUUGGCGGCCGGUCAUCACAGGACAGAGGCGAGUCAGGAGGAGACAGGAAAGUCAUCACGAUAGCCAGUACAGAGGUUGGCAAGUUGAUAGGAAAAGGUGGAUCAAACAUCAACCGCAUACGGGAUGAGAGUGGAGCCCGCAUCAAUAUAGGUGAACAGGAUAUUCUAGAGACUGAGGUGGAGUUGGUGGGGUCACCUGAGGCCAUUGAGCGGUGUGAGACCCUCAUUAACGACCACCUGCACCCCGAGGACAAGAUGCGCGAAGAAAUGAACAAAAUGGCCUUGGAAACUCCAGCACCCAGGAUCAACUGGAAGCAGCUGCAUGCCAACAGGGAAGCCAUGGAGGCAAAGAAAUGGGAACACUGCCCGCAGAUCAAGAAGAACUUCUACUUUGAAGACCCAGGAGUGGCAAAUAUGACUCCUGAAGAAGUAGAAGAAUUUCGGAAGGCAAACAACAAGAUCACCUGUACUAGUGAGGCAGGAGAGCAGGUCCCCAACCCUGUCAGGACAUUUGAGGAAGCUUUCGAACACUACCCUGAGAUCCUGACUGAGAUCUACAAACAGAAGUUUGAGACGCCCUCACCUGUACAGAGUCAGGCAUGGCCGAUAGCCCUGCAAGGAAAAGACUUCAUCGGCAUUGCUCAGACAGGAACAGGGAAGACGUUGGCCUUCCUCCUACCUGGACUCAUCCACAUAGACCUACAACCUUGCCCACGUUCCCAGAGAGGAGGUCCCAACAUGCUGGUUCUGUCCCCCACUCGUGAGCUGGCCCUGCAAAUUGAGAAAGAAGCCAAGAAGUACAGCUAUAAGGGCAUCAAGUGUGUGUGUGUGUACGGUGGAGGGAACCGGCGUGACCAGAUCAACCUGGUGCAGAAGGGCGUGGAGAUCAUCGUGGCGACCCCUGGCCGGCUCAACGACCUGCUGAUGAACGGCAUCCUGGACAUCACCAGUGUCACCUUCCUGGUUCUUGAUGAGGCAGACCGCAUGUUGGACAUGGGAUUCGAACCCCAGAUCAUGAAGAUCCUCCUGGACAUCCGACCUGACCGACAAACAAUCAUGACCAGUGCCACCUGGCCUCCAGGUGUGCGUCGCCUAGCAACCAAGUACAUGAAGAACCCCUUCAUGGUCAACGUGGGAUCCCUGGAUCUGGCCACGGUUCACUCAGUCACACAGUAUGUGGAGAUCAUUGAUGAUGAGUGCAAGAAGGACAGGGUGAGACAGUUCUGUCUGGAGGAGAUGGACGAGGAUGAUAAGGCCAUGAUCUUCGUGGGACGCAAGGUCACGGCUGAUGACCUGUCCAGUGACUUCUCCCUGGAUGGCAUCAACUGUGAGUGUAUCCAUGGAGACAGGGAGCAGUGUGACCGAGAGUCUGCUUUGGAAGCUCUGAAGACAGGAAUCGUGAGGAUCCUGAUAGCCACUGACGUUGCCUCCAGGGGGAUAGACAUCAAGGAUGUAACCUGGGUUGUGAACUACGACUUCCCCCGUGAUAUGGAGGAGUAUGUGCACCGUGUGGGGAGGACAGGCAGAGCUGGCCGCUCUGGAAGGUCGCUGUCGCUGAUGACUAGAGGAGACUGGAAGAAUGCAAAGCACCUGAUUGAUCUGCUUGAAGAAGCUAACCAGGAGGUUCCACAGGAGUUGGUGGACAUGGCCGAGCGCUACCAGAAGUUCCGUGAGCGUCGUGACGCCGAGGGUCCCCGCGGCGGUGGAGGUGGAGGGGGUCGGCGUUACGGAGGAGGGGGUGGCGGAGGAUUUGGAGGAGGGGGUGGGGGGUUCGGCGGCAGAGGUGGAGGGUUUGGGGGUGGCUUUGGUGGUGGUGGAGGCAGGAGAGGAGGGAGAAGAGACAAGUUUUCUGCCGUCAUCAUUCCCCAGUACGGUAUUGCAUAGUGGAUUUACAUGUUCCCUUGCUGCGGGUACACCAGGAUACCUCACGAACAUUCCAAGUGCCAAACUUCAACAUUGUCAAGGUGCUAAGUUUUCCUGCCGAGUCUGAAAUGUUACAUGCUUGUAUUACAAACUAUGGUGCCGUCACCUUCGUCAUAAGUUGACAGUUUUGAUGUGAUAGGGACCGUUGACAGGGAUCUAAGGCAGCCUUUUCAUUUGGAAGACUUUAUGUAUGACUUUUGCAAUAAUGCACUUAUUACUUUCUGAUCAUAUGAUGAAUGUGACCAAGCCCUUAGUUAAAGAGCUAGCAACAGCAGUCUGCGGUAUUUAAACGUUUGUUGCGUUUUUGUUUCACACCACAAGACUUGUAAUACUUCAGCAGACCAGCAUAUUUUCAUUUGUUGCUGUGAUGAACACAUACUGUAUGUCUUGUGCCGCAGCCAUCGUGAAAACUAACAGAGCAUACAUUGCCAUUUUGUUUUAGUAUCCUUACAAGUUUCUCUGCAAGCAUUCUUGAAAGUCAAUAUAUCAGAGAAAGGAGACUGACUGAGCACCUAUGUUUUAGGUUUGUUUUAACAAAGCCAACCUCCUUGCCAAGAAUGUACAACAAUGCAAUGUGUGUUGUUAUACUCUAUUUUUUGUCACAGGAUGUAUUUUUGUAAUGUUUUUAGUUAACUUUACAUAGAAGUAGAUUGUGCUCUAGCCUUUAGUUUACAGAAAUAUGUGCCUGGAAAAUACUUGUUUGAAAUUGUACUGGUUCUCAUUAAUGACAUACCUCAGAGACCAUCCAGACUUACAGCACAAGUUACUGCAGCUGUAUAAACUAGAACUGUACCUUGCUAGAAAGUGUUAUCAGCAUUGUACCUCAUCUUCAGUUUCAAGGUACAUGUUGUGGUAACAGUAUACCAUAGCUCUAUUCUAAGGUACUGUGCCAGUGGUAACCAAAACUGCAGUAAGCAGGUGAUGGUGGAAAACCGAACCAGUAAUAUGUGUGUACCUGUGUUGAUCUCAAGCACAUGUAUGGUACCUCUUGAUGCGACUAAGCACUGGUACAAUGGUUCUUAAAGCCACAAUAGACCUCAGUAGUGUGACCAAACCCUUGCACAUGUGCCUAACAACCGGUCCUAUUUCUGUUCCUACUGAAUACCAGAUGAAAUAAAGAUAUCAUUCAUGA
Messenger RNA from Branchiostoma belcheri (Belcher's lancelet), 3640 nucleotides. Its product is annotated as ATP-dependent RNA helicase dbp2-like. The transcript has 21 exons. Gene Ontology annotation, molecular function: RNA helicase activity; ATP binding; RNA binding. NCBI's taxonomy places the organism in Eukaryota, Metazoa, Chordata, Leptocardii, Amphioxiformes, Branchiostomatidae. Bases 88 to 2469 code for a protein of 793 amino acids. The record is from RefSeq and is a predicted model, not a curated record.